Staurois parvus is the source of this 392-nucleotide messenger RNA. The record is from the annotation of a GenBank genome assembly. NCBI's taxonomy places the organism in Eukaryota, Metazoa, Chordata, Amphibia, Anura, Ranidae.
AGUGCAGAUGACGAAUUGCCCCACAAAUCAUUAUCACUCAAUUCUGCAAGUGGUUCUGAUUUACUAUUGCUGUUCUCUAGCUGGUCUAAAACCGCUUUUGACUUAAAGGGACGCUUUUUGGACGCCAUGGACGUUUCUCAGUUUCCAGGCAGAAAGAACAGUAAAAAUGCAGGCAGAGCACAGGACAAAGCAGUAGGGACAAAAUGUAUGUGAAAUGGUUUGAUACAGUAAUGUUUUACUAUGAGAUUUUAGUGUAUUAGUGAAUGUCAGUUUUAAAAAUUUUCAAAUUUCCCACUGGUUCCGGCACCUGUACGUCCCGUAGGUCCUGGAACCUGGAAGACAGAUGCCGGCAUCGCCCGGAGGAGAUGGCCAGGGACACUGCAGGGGACACA